CUGUUUAUCCAGCAAUUCUAAGUAAAUCAGUGGUGCCUACAGGGGCUGGUUGCCAUAGUUACGAUAGGACUUGAAGGACCAUCAUUUGGUGCUGGCUCCAGCCAAUCAGGUUGAGGAGCCAAAGCUGCAGUAUCAAGUCAAGAUUGCCAUCUUCCAGCCACCCAGUUGCCACGAAAGGGAAAGAGGGUUCCUGGAGUGUUGGGAAAGUGCUCCGGACAGCCUCUGUCAUGGCGGACGGCGAGAAACCCAGCAGGAGGGCAGCACUGCGCAGACAGCAGGAGGAAGCAGGAGAAACACCUGGAGCGGCCCUCAGAUGGUGGGAAGGCACCCUCAAGCAGCCUCAGGAGAUGUGCAGCAGGCCAGACGCGUGUGUUCCUACUAGAGCUGUGCCUGGAGGCCCACUGAGACCGUUCUGCUCUUGCUGCUGUGCCCGCUGGUGCCAUCAAGAUGAGUGUUCAGGGCCAGGAUUUCCCUCUGGAUCUCGGGGGAAGCUUCACCGAGGAUGCCCCGAGGCCUCCAGUCCCUGGUGAGGAAGGGGAACUGGUUUCCACUGAUCUGCGGCCCAUCAGCCAUGGUUUUUAUUCUGGGAAGUGUGAUGUCAAACCAGAGACUUCCACAGCCACUCCAAGGCGUUCCGACCUGGACCUGGGCUAUGAGCCGGAGGGGAGUGCUUCUCCCACGCCUCCCUACCUGAGAUGGGCAGAGUCUUUGCACUCCUUGCUGGACGACCAAGAUGGGAUAAAUCUGUUCAGGACCUUCCUGAAACAGGAGGAGUGUUCAGACUUGCUGGACUUCUGGUUUGCUUGCACUGGAUUCCGGAAGCUGGAGCCGUGCAACGCCAACGAGGAGAAACGGCUGAAGCUGGCAAAAGCCAUUUACAAAAAGUACAUCCUGGACAAUAACGGGAUUGUCUCACGGCAGAUCAAACCAGCCACCAAAAGCUUCAUCAAAGAUUGUGUCGUGAAGCAGCUGAUUGAUCCGGCCAUGUUUGACCAGGCCCAGACGGAGAUUCAGUCCAUGAUCGAGGAGAAUACCUACCCACUCUUUCUGAAGUCGGAUAUUUAUUUGGCGUAUACAAGGACGGGUGGGGAGAGCCCCAAGGUUUACAGUGAUCAGAGCUCAGGUUCUGGGACGGGGAAGUGCAUGCCGGGCUAUUUGCCUACCCUCAACGAGGACGAGGAGUGGAAAUGUGACCAAGAUGUUGAGGAGGAAGCCGCCCGGGACUCGGCCCCCGCCAGCAGGCUCACCCAGAAGCUCCUGCUGGAGACUGCCACCCAGCGGGCCACGACCUCCCGGCGAUUCAGUGAAGGAAGGGAGUUCAGGCCUGGAUCCUGGAGGGAGCCCGUGAAUCCCUACUACGUCAACUCGGGCUAUGCCAUGGCCCCCGCCACCAGCGCCAACGACAGCGAGCAGCACAGUAUGUCCAGCGAUGCAGACACCAUGUCGCUGACGGACAGCAGCGUAGAUGGGAUCCCACCGUACCGGCUCCGGAAGCAGCAUCGCCGAGAGAUGCAGGAGAGUGCCAAAGCCAACGGACGCGUGCCACUACCUCACAUUCCUCGUACUUACCGAAUGCCAAAGGAUAUCCACGUUGAACCACAGAAAUUUGCUGCUGAGCUGAUCAAUCGCCUGGAGGAAGUCCUGCGGGACCGGGAAGCAGAAGCCAAAUUGGAGGAGCGCCUGAAGCGGGUCAGAGCGGAGGAAGAAGGUGAAGACGCGGACCUCUCCUCGGGGCCCCCCUCCCUCGUGACCCACAAGCUGCCCCCGCUCCAGGUCCUGCCCCACUUUGCCCCCCGCUACGCCGAGAUGCAGCUGCGGGACGCGCACGAGGAGAACCCCGAGAGCAUCCUGGACGAGCACGUCCAGCGGGUCAUGAAGACGCCGGGCUGCCAGUCUCCGGGCCCCGGCCGCCACUCCCCCAAGCCCCGCUCGCCGGACAGUGGCCUCCCCGGCAAGCUGCACGGCCUGAUGGGGACGCUGCCGCUGGGGCACAGCAAGCACGCCCCCAAGUCGGGGCUGAAGGCGGAGGGGCCUGGCCUCUACCACCACAAGCACGUCUACCACCACAUGGUCCACCACCACGGCGCCCCCAAGCCCAAAGAGCAGCUCGAGGCGGAAGCCAGCCAGCGCGCCCAGGGCGCCUUCCCCUGGGGCUUGGAGUCUCACAGCUACGCAGCCAAGGCCCGGGCCUAUGGGGAGAGCCUGGGCCCGGCAGGCCCUCUGGACCCCUCGGGCUACAGUGGGAAAGCUGGCCUGCUCUCCAAGAGGAACCUCAAGAAAGUGGACUCGGGGAAGGGCGAGGGCACCGGCUACGAGGUGCCGGGCUCUCCGGAAGACGUGGAGAGGAACCAGAAGAUCAUGCAGUGGAUCAUCGAAGGCGAGAAGGAGCUCGGCAGGCACAAGAAGACAAACCACAGCUCUUUGGGCGCCAAGAAGCAGGCGGCUCACGACCUGCUCCGCCCGGCCUCCGUGGAGCGCCCGGUGGCCAUGCACCCUUGGGUCAGCGCCCAGCUGCGGAACGUGGUGCAGCCCUCGCACCCCUUCAUCCAGGACCCCACCAUGCCCCCCAACCCGGCUCCCAACCCACUGACCCAGUUGGAGGAAGCGCGGCGGCGGCUGGAGGAAGAGGAGAAGAGGACGGGGAAGCUGCCGGCCAAACAGCGGUAUGUGCAAGAGGUGAUCCAGCGGGGUCGCUCUUCUCUCAGGCCAGCUUGUGUGCCGGUGCUGAAUGUGGUCCCCGCCGUCUCCGACCUGGACCUCUCCGAGGCCGCGAUGAAGCCACAGAAGAGGCCCGGUGGAGGCGGCACCUCCCAGCCCUGCGAAAACAUCGUCGUGGCUUACUACUUCUGCGGGGAGCCCAUCCCCUACCGCACCCUGGUCAAGGGCCGCGUGGUCACCCUGGGCCAGUUCAAGGAGCUGCUCACCAAGAAAGGGAACUACAGGUAUUACUUUAAGAAGGUCAGCGAUGAGUUUGACUGCGGAGUGGUGUUUGAAGAGGUGCGCGAGGAGGAGGCCGUCCUGCCCAUCUUUGAAGAGAAGAUCAUUGGGAAGGUGGAGAAGAUCGACUAGCCCCGAGGAGCCCGCCGAUGAGGGGAGCGGAGAAGGGGGGUGGCAGUGGGGUGGGGGCGUGGCUGGGGUCACCAGCAUGGGGACUGUGGUCCCCGCCUGUGGGGCAGCCAGAGCCCCCCUCAGGGCCACAUGAGUACCUUUCCCCCAGUUGCAGGGGCCGGGGGGCAGCAGCAGUGUGCAGAAAGCAGCCGGAGCUGCGUCUUGUAAGAAUUCUUUGUCGUUGGCAGGAACUCUUGGCCAUGACUCAGUCCUCUGAAGGGCAGAGCAGAGUCCCUUUCUCUCCCCCCCCACCCCCCACCGCAGGGUGUUGGAAGUGGCCAAAAGGGCCCGGCCAUCUUUGGGGCAGGGUGGGGCCCUGGCAGCUAAACGGUUUGGAGCCUUAAGGGGCGAGGGACUCUGGAGGGCCUCUUGAGACUUGCCCCUCUUGCCUUGAUCUGUGGAGGGUGCCGGGGGGGGGGACGGCCGGGCACGGCUUGAUGUGAUCCCUCCAGGCCGGGAAUGCCUCCUGGUCCCUCAGUCUGCCUUGACUCGAGGCCUCCCCUCUGCUUGUAGCAGGGGGAAGAGAGCAGGCGGGCUGGCAGGGUGUCCUCGCUUUGAAGCGGGGCGGUGCCAGCAAGCUUUGGACAGGCUGUGCCUCCUCCUCCUCCUCCCUUGGUCCCCUCCUGCUCUGCCCACAUCUGCACACACUCCUUCGGGUCUCUCUCCACUCCUUGCCACUCAUAGGUGACUCCCUGACCCUCAUGGACCUGUGUAUGUUUGACAGCGAGGUUGGCCUCUUUCUGUCUCGAAGAUGGUGGUGCUGAGAGCAAGAUCGGUGGCCUCUUCCUCCUGGCACUGGCCUCUCUCCCCAGGGCCGGCCGACCUGCCUUCCUUUCUCCCCGCCUCCCGCAACCCUCCCCCAGCUCUGUUCUUCCGGCUGCCGCCGCCGCUGCUCCUCUGGGCACCUGACCUCGUCAGCAUGUGAGUGGGCGGAAGGUGUCCCUGGCCCGGGGCAGGGCCGUCCAGGCCGCUCCCGCCCCCCGUGCCGCUCUUUGCCAACGUCACCGAGUGCCUUCGAACCCAGUUCUGUCCCCCUCCUCCAGGUUAGCGCACGGCUCCCUCCCCGGCUUGUGUUCCACAUCGGAUGGGAUUUUAAAGGUGUAUUACCCGACUGUGGCGGGUCUUUCAUUUUUCCCUUUUUUUCUGAAGGGUUACAUUGUAAAUAUGUACAUUUUCUAAACAAAGCAUCAGCGACCAGCGGUUGGGCCGACGGCUGGCGUCUCCUGAACAUUUUUCACAUGCUGACUUGUACAAUUUAUCUUUUAAAAGGUACUUGGAUAAUAAUGGAAUAAAACUCCAUGUUCCAAUGA
This is a messenger RNA of Hemicordylus capensis (graceful crag lizard), 4418 nucleotides long. It is a transcript of the gene AXIN1, whose product is annotated as axin 1. The record is from RefSeq and is a predicted model, not a curated record. The coding region runs from base 448 to 3069 and encodes 873 amino acids. Gene Ontology annotation, biological process: negative regulation of canonical Wnt signaling pathway. NCBI's taxonomy places the organism in Eukaryota, Metazoa, Chordata, Lepidosauria, Squamata, Cordylidae. The transcript has 12 exons.